Meloidogyne enterolobii is the source of this 828-nucleotide messenger RNA. The record is from the annotation of a GenBank genome assembly. Lineage: Eukaryota; Metazoa; Nematoda; Chromadorea; Rhabditida; Meloidogynidae.
AUGGAAACUAUUUCUUCUAAAUUUGUUUGGCAUGUGCCUGAUCUUAAACAGACACGAGAGGGCUUACCUAAAUGCAGAUUUCUACAUUUAGCUAGUGAACGAUUUUACAACACUAAUUUUCCUGGUGUAGGAUGGGAGUUACAUCUUCAAUUAAGUCAAGGAUCAGAGUAUACUUUUGUUUGGCUUUGCCAAGUUGGGCCAAAUACAAUAAAUGCUCUUGUUAAUACAAAAUAUAAAAUCUAUGCAACGACGGGUCUAUCUAAUACCUACAUCAUUGAUAUUGUCAAAUCAACAUACAAGUUUGAGAAUCAGGAACGAAUGGGAUAUACAAGUUUUUCUUUGAACAACGCUGUUCAGUAUAAUGGUUCUUUAUUUCUUCAUUUAGAAGUUGAAGCUAAUUGUCACAACUUAACUAUUGAUUUACAAGAGAAUUUUCGCAAUAUGUUCGAAAAGGAAAUAUUUACUGAUUUUGUUGGCGAUGUUCUUAUAAAAACUCAUCGUUGUAUUUUGGCUCAAAACAGUGAAGUAUUCCAAAAAAUGCUUGAACAAAAUGGAAUGAUUGAAGCACAAAAUGGUGUAUUGACAAUUUCGGACACUUCUAUUGAAAGCGUACGCGCAAUGCUAGAGUUCUUUUACACAGGGCAAAUCAAUAAUGCUAUAUUGGAAAGUCAUGCAGAGGAGAUUUUUGCUAUUGCACAUAAAUAUGAGGUUGAUAAGUUAAAGUAUGCAUGCGAACAUUUUAUGACUUCUAAGAUUGAUGGCGAAAACAUUGUGAAAUACUGCAAUAUAAUUAGUUUAUAUGGAGCUCCAAUACUAGAGAAGGUAUGA